AUGUCUACAUCGUCACCCUCCUCAACAGCCUCAGCGCAGCCGUCGCUGGACCUGUAUGUGGUGAUCCAUAUCUCCACCACGGCCGACGACCAAGGCAUCUACAUCACUAGGGAUAAUUCAGAGAUUAUUGAAAUAGCGUGGUCGAUUGUGGAUGCUGUUAGUCUCGAGGAGAACGCCAGCGAUGCGGUUUUCGUGAAGCCAAUGAACACUCCCAUCACUCCUCUGUGCACCUCUGCUACUUCACUUACGUGGGAUCAGGUGAAAAACGCUGGAAGUUUGAAGGAAGCCAUUGAAAAGCUCGACGAAAGCAUUCAGAAACACGCCGUGACGCCAAAGAAGUCAUUUGCAUUUGUCACUUUCCAAUCGUGGGACUUGAGAAUGAAGCUCACCAAAGAAGCCCGUGAAAGGUCUAUUGUUUUACCAGCAUAUUUGGAGCUUUCGCGCCAUUUCGAUCUGCGUCGUGAAUUCUUGGCCUAUGAGGAGCUGGUGCUAUCUCCUGACUCGGCUACUCCUUAUACUGCACGCUUGAACCAACUGACGCUCAACACCGUUUGCCAGACCCUGGCCAUAGAUGUAUCCAGCAUAGAGUCUGCCAAUGGCCAGAAACCAUUUGCACUUUCGAUGCCAAGACGUGCUUCCGAUGAAGUGCAGAUUAUGAAACUGAUACUGGGGUAUUUUGCAAAAAAUGCGCCAUCGGGAUCGACUAUCCUCCAAAAUCCUCACGACAUGCACCGCGAUCUAACUCAGUUUCUGGGUGAGCGCUCCAAGGUACUGUAUAUGACGAAUUUACCCAUAGACACCACCCAAAGUGAGCUCGAGUCAUGGUUCACACAGUUUGGUGGAAGGCCAAUUGCAUUUUGGACCAUGAAGGCCCCUUUGGAACGCAAUGCUCAGCCAGGUGCCAAGCCAACUGGCGCUGGGUUUGCUGUUUUUGCUACACACGAAGAGGCGAUCGACUCGCUUGCUAUGAACGGUCGCAACCUUACUGACAAGGUGAUUGAAGUUCAGCCGUCUUCGGUGGUUGUUCUUGACAAAGCGCAAGAAAUCCUUGCUCCUUUCCCAUCUUCGAAGAACAGACCCAGACCCGGUGAUUGGACUUGUCCUUCGUGCGGCUUUUCCAAUUUCCAAAGAAGAACCGCGUGUUUCAGAUGCUCGUUCCCAGCAGCCUCGGCAGCCGCUAUUCAAGAAUCUAUGUACAAUGGACCAUCCUCUGGAAAUGGCCAAUACCAGCAGUACCAGUCCGCCUCACAAUCGCAAGCUCAGCAGCCUCAACAGCCCCAGCAACCUCAGCAACAGAUCAACACCUCUCUUCCCAACUUGUCGGGCAUCUAUGGAACUGCUCAGCGCCUAAAUUCGACUCUUUCGCUCAACUCUCCACAGCCGCAGCAACAGCCAUCUCAGCCCCAACAGUCUCAGCAACAACAAAACGGCUCGUCCAACGUUCCGUUCCGUGCUGGCGAUUGGAAAUGUAUCAACGAAAACUGUUCUUACCAUAAUUUCGCGAAAAACAUCAGCUGCCUGAAGUGUGGAGCUCCGCGUGCAAACUCUACCGGCACCUUGCAACACCCCCAGCCCAGCCAUGAGUACUACCUUCCACAACAACAACAGCAACAACAACAGCACCAAAACAAUUAUCUUCAGCGCACAAACUCUGCGAAUGGUCCAAAUGGUCACAAUGGCCACAACGGCCACAACAACCACGCAAGACCUGGCUAUUACCAGCAGAUGCUUAACAGUGGCAGCAUCUACCAGCAACAACAUGGUUCUUCAGGCCAUCUGCACUACACCAACACCUCGACUAACGCUUCUGGUGCUGGUUCUGGAAACGGUUCUCAUUAUCAUACUCCGCCUCAGCAGCAGUAUAUGGACCAUUCAUCGGCUCUAUCGCCUGCUGUUGAGGACCUCAAACACCUUGCCAACCGCUUGGGAGGCCUUAACCUGUACAAUAGCCAGACCGAGCUGGAGAGGAAAUAG
Kuraishia capsulata CBS 1993 is the source of this 1974-nucleotide messenger RNA. RefSeq lists its product as uncharacterized. The record is from RefSeq and is a predicted model, not a curated record. NCBI's taxonomy places the organism in Eukaryota, Fungi, Ascomycota, Pichiomycetes, Pichiales, Pichiaceae. The coding region runs from base 1 to 1974 and encodes 657 amino acids. The transcript has a single exon. Gene Ontology annotation, molecular function: RNA binding; 3'-5'-RNA exonuclease activity.